GACACAGACAGGUCGCCAGUCCCUCAUGGGGAACACUGUAGUCAUUAGUAGAAAAAGUAAUCCCGUUACUGCCACCAGCCAACAGGACUCACUAGCAGACUGAUGCGCACAGCUAUUGGACGCAGCGAGGGUUGGACUGCAGCACCCCGCCGCCUGUUAUUCAAACGCAGGCAGCGCGUCCGGCCAGUCGCUCCUCGCCGCGCGCUGGAUAUGGAUCAGGACGCAGCGCGCCUUCCUGCUGUCUCCCGCGGACAGGCUGCGCUCUGCGGCGCAUAAAGAGGUGCCCAAAUGAACCGCCGCCCUCCCGGCUCCUCCGGCGUGCAAUGGCUUAACAGGAGAGACAUGAGUGUCCGGACGGAGGACAGCAUCACCUUGUGCCAAAGGGCUCUCCAAAUCGUUACGGAACUUUGUCUCACGGGACACGUAGACCGGGAGAAAUGUUCGGAUAUAUUUCCCCUGGAGAGCAACAUACCAGGUAAAGGACACGCAGACAUCUCUAUUAGUCUCCUUGCUGUGGUCGUGGGUUUCUGUGGCCUCGCCCUGUUGGUAGUCUCUCUCUUUGUCUUUUGGAAGCUGUGCUGGCCCAUUUGGAGGAGCAAGGCUCUGUCAGCCCACGCUGAAAAUGGUCUCCAUGUGGGUUUCCCCGAGGCACCUCCACCCAGCUCCCCGCCCAUCACCGAGUGUAAAGCGGCGGAGGUGGAGAAGAAGUACCCGCUGGAAGUGAAGGUGAACGGACGGAGCUCUGUCAAGCUCCUGGAGGCGGCCAUGAAGAUCAGCCAGACGUCUCCGGACAUCCCUGCCGAGGUGCAAACAGCCCUGAGGGAGAAGCUCAGCCAGCAGGCUAAGAUCCAGAGGCAGACCACAGAACCAACCUCCUCCUCCAGGCACAAUUCAUUCCGGCGCCACCUGCCUCGUCAGAUGAAUGUCACCAGUGUUGACUUCAGCAUGGACACAGUGCCUCUUCGCCAGUCUUCUACGGCGAGCAUCGGAAGAAUAAAACCUGAACUGUACAAGCAGAAGUCUGUGGACUCGGAGGGUGAGGCCAAAGAGCCCGUGGAGACUUGUGGGAAGCUGAGCUUCUCGCUGCGUUACGACUACGAGGAGCAGGCUUUGGUGGUGAGAAUCCUCAAGGCCUUAGACCUGCCCGCCAAGGACUUCACGGGCACCUCAGACCCAUACGUGAAGAUCUACUUGCUGCCAGAGAGGAAGAAGAAGUUCCAGACACGUGUCCACCGCAAGAAUCUGAACCCCAUGUUUGACGAGACCUUCUGUUUCCCCGUGGUGUACGAUGAGCUUUGCAACCGCAAGCUACACUUCAGCGUCUACGACUUUGACCGCUUCACCAGCCACGAUAUGAUUGGCGAGGUGGUGGUGGACAACCUCUUUGAACUCUCUGAUCUUUCCAGGGAGGCGGUGGUGUGGAAGGAUAUCCACGCAGCGACGACGGAGAGUGUCGACCUGGGAGAGAUCAUGUACUCGUUGUGCUACCUCCCCACAGCAGGGAGAAUGACCCUAACAGUCAUCAAAUGCAGAAACCUCAAAGCCAUGGACAUCACAGGCUCUUCAGAUCCAUAUGUGAAGGUUUACCUGAUCUGUGACGGACGGCGGUUGAAGAAGCGAAAAACAACAACCAAGAAAAGCACACUAAACCCAGUGUACAACGAGGCCAUCAUCUUCGACAUCCCCCCGGAGAACGUCGAACAAGUCAGUUUGUCCAUCAUGGUGAUGGAUUACGAUCGGGUUGGACACAAUGAGGUGAUUGGUGUGUGUCGUGCCGGGCCAGAUGCUGAGGGCCUUGGACGAGAUCACUGGAACGAAAUGUUGGCUUAUCCACGGAAGCCCAUCACACACUGGCAUGCUCUGGGAGAGUGGCCUGGAAGAGCGGCAAGCUUUGAGAGUCAAGGUUCGUGUCCUUCGCCCAAACCUCCGCAGACACCCUGAUGAUCGCAGGUAGAGUGACGACAUCGCCUCUGUGAGAAAAACAGACGUUUGUUUAGAGUCGCCGACGAGUCGUGUUGCCUAUGAGUCUCUUGCCGAGCAUGUCGUAUGAAAACUGAAUCCAUUCCGACACGUUUUCUUAUGUGUUUAUGAAAACAAUGUUGUGUUGAAAUUGUUUUUAUUCAUUCGUUUCGAACAACGCGCUCUACAGAGCUGGCUAUGCACAGCAGUAACUGUCAUUCAGUUCCAGAGUUUGUUUCUCAUACAUCUGCUUUGAAAUUAUCAAAAAAGGCUUUAUUUGACAAACAUUUCCAUAGACCACAUGAAUGGUAGGCCUCACUGCAAGAAGUCCUCAGUGAUUCACUCGCAGCUGUAUCAACCUUUUCAAUAUUUUGAGCAACGUUUUUCUGGCCCGAGAGCUCUUUAGUGACGUUAGCAUUUUAAUUUGAAAUGGCACAAAGUUAAAGGGCUAUGCUGCUCAGUGCCGUGAAACAUUUACUUGAAAGAAAAAAAAAAAAUCAGUCGGUCAAUAAAUCCAGCGAGUCGUGAUCCAGCUGUUUUGGCUGAAGAAUGCAGGUAAUUGAGCGUCUAACAAAAGGGCUGGAUAAAUUUCUCAGAAAAAUCAUCGUUCACAACUGUCACGGACAGUUGAAACCGGCCAUUAACCAGCCAUCGUCACCUGCAGAUAUUAGGAAAAAAAAAUCGACAGCUCUCUCACAUUUAGAGAAACUAUAGCAGAUACAUGUAGCAGACAUAUGUACAGAGACAUGAACAACACUAAAAUCAAAGUGCGUUUGAAUGAAUUUGUUCCCAAAAUCCCGGCAGAGACGUUAAAAAAUAACAAUUUCAUAUUUAUUUUUGUAUAGCAGAUCAAUUUCAGUGAAUAACUGCAAACUGAACAAGCAACAUAUGGAUAUUAGUUACUCAUCCUCUUAUUACACCAACUGAAUAUAAUUAAACUGUUGUUCACACUGCAGAUGUCCCUCAUGUUGCAACUAAAAAGUGAAAUAAUGGCAAUGAACAACGGUCUGUUGGUUGAUGUUUUGACUCCACAUUUUACUGUAAGAAAUUAUUUAUAAAAAAGGAAAAUGGAAUCGUCUUCAUUAGGAGAUAUUAAUACAGUAACUAACAAUGUUCUGAAUAUGUGGGGACACUGCAUGUGCCAGUGGUUCAGAAAACAGUAUCCAACUGGUAAUUAUAGCCUUCAGUCCACAGUGAGUCUUCGCUAAACACCUCCCCCGAACAGUGAUUGUCCAAUCAUAGCUUAGCAGCGUUAACUAGGAACAGAAGGCCUGUCGAGCUUCGGUUUCAAGCUUCGGCUCCAAAGUGAGAAAUAAAAGACCAAAAGCGUAAAGGGAUGGAUUAAACUGUGUGCUUUAACGUAAGCUAAAAAUGUUAGCAUGUCUAGCUAACUAGCUUACCACCUGCAGUAGUAACCAAACCAAGCCUUACUUCCAAGGCCAAGAUGAAUCCCAGUGGAUUCUGGUCCUGAAGCUAAAAACAUUAUAUUCAAGUGUCAUUAGAGGCUCUGUCCUGCUGUUUUGGAUUUGAAUGACUUUACACUCAGCCAACCACAGCCCGACUCAUUAUCCAGGAUAGCAUUACAUUUUCACAAUUAACACAGUGAUUACUCCUCAUCCUAGAAUCAUUUCCUUGUGCAACGUUAAAAGUGAAACAUACAGUUUGAAAAUAUGAAAAAGAAAGCAGGUGAUUAUGCAUGUGAACGGGAUCAUCGUGGUGCUUUAGCCUCAGUCUUUAACAUCACAUCGUGCAAGUGCAUAUUUAAGUCCCGCCUUACAAUAUUGUAAUUUUAAAAUCGCGGUUUCAGCUGGAAACCUUUUUUUGUUUGUUUUUUUAAAUCAUCCGCAGAAGACAGCAUUUUCAACCAACUUGUGAAGACGGCAUUAGCUUAAUUAGCUAGCUAGUUACAGCUGAUAAACAGUUUGUCAUUUCAGGCAAAGAAAAUCAACAUUUCACGGUUAAAUAUGAGACGGCUGCUUUUGUCGAUCUGUCUGAGAUCAAGGACUCGAACGGUUAAUUGGUCAAACAACGAACGGUCAAACAGUAAUACCGAUGCUAAUCAAACCUCAAUUUAAAAGAAAAAGAAAAAAAAACUUUACUCUACAACUUGUCCUCACCUGUUAGAAAUUCAGGGAAAUAUUAUCCAUGAAAGGAGAAGCUACAAUCACACUCAAACAUUUGCAAAUAUAUAAGUUGUUUUUUUGUUUGUUUUUUUACAUGAAGCCAUAUGAAAUUAAGUUCAGUGCAUCUAACAGAGAACACUGACUCACCUUCUCCUUCUUUCUGAGUAAUAAGAAACCAACAUAGCAAAUAGAAAAAGGCUAUGUACUGUUAAUCUUACUUGCACAUGCAUAUAAUGAUGCUUUCCCCCCCUGUGCUGCCCUUAAUAUUAAAUAUUUUUACUUGUAGCAUGUUUGUUGCCACUUUAAAAACACUCUUACUGAGGGAAAAUGUAAGCAAUGGAUAUGUUAGAGUAUUUCAAAUUCCAAACUUUGUGUUUACAUUUGUAUAUAUAUACACACGCACUUGUCGAUGGCACUGUUUAUAUAUAUUGAAAAGUGAAAAUUAAGAAGUUGUCGUACACUUAUGGAGAUAAAGACAUCACGGUGUAUUUCUAUUGUUUGGUGAUAAUUUGAACAGCUCAGACUUGUAAUCGAGUGAAAUUUAUACAUGUUCUGUAAUAGUUGUGAACAAUUAGUCAAACUGGGAAACCAAGUGAAGCCAACUCUACCUUAUCAAGUUAUUCCAUGUUUAGGAGUUUAGAGCUUUGAGCUGUAAUUGUUUGCAUAUUGGUUGAAUCUAUUAUUGAGCAAGAACAACUGCAACUACUGUCAUGAUGUGUACAGUUUGUGAUAACUUUUGUAACGAUUUAAAGUAAACAUUUGGGAUAUAAUUUAUUGUAUCUGUUUCAUAUGUAUUUUAACAAAAUAAAAAUAAAAAAUUAAGAGUCA
Messenger RNA from Seriola aureovittata, 4910 nucleotides. RefSeq names its product synaptotagmin X (gene syt10). The transcript is spliced from 7 exons. Gene Ontology annotation, cellular component: membrane. Gene Ontology annotation, molecular function: phosphatidylserine binding; calcium ion binding; clathrin binding. The coding region runs from base 289 to 1941 and encodes 550 amino acids. The record is from RefSeq and is a predicted model, not a curated record. Lineage: Eukaryota; Metazoa; Chordata; Actinopteri; Carangiformes; Carangidae. Gene Ontology annotation, biological process: regulation of calcium ion-dependent exocytosis; calcium-ion regulated exocytosis; cellular response to calcium ion.